Molecule: messenger RNA, 6980 nt
Organism: Anthonomus grandis grandis
Lineage: Eukaryota; Metazoa; Arthropoda; Insecta; Coleoptera; Curculionidae
Gene: fw
Product: sushi, von Willebrand factor type A, EGF and pentraxin domain-containing protein 1
Exons: 19
Coding region: 157-3504 (1115 amino acids)
Source: RefSeq, a predicted model, not a curated record
GUAGAAACCCGCGAACGUCGGUACCGGACGCGCACCUUCACUCGCCGUUUUAACAUACGAAAAACCAGUAAACAGACACUGCAGUGGUAGUUGGUACCACAGGUUGUUUUUCUUUUAAAAUAUGUUUAAAUUGAUGGCUUAAAAACAACGGUGACUAUGGUGGUAUUUGAUAAGUGUUUCGGGGGUGAUGUGCGGUAUUACUGUUUUAUGGUGGUGCUCUUGGUUGCCUCCUCUGGUUGGAUUAAAUGUCAAGAAUUAAAAUGUGGCCAUCCACCGAUUCCAUUAAACGCCCGACUGACCCUGAGUUCUCCAACCUUAAUUCCGGGCACGACGGCCACCUACCGGUGCGACGAGGGUUACGAGACCUUUGGAAACACACAAAUCACCUGCUCACCUGCCGGAAAAUGGACCGGCGAGAUGCCAUUUUGCGGUGUAAACGUGGCAUUCCGAAAACCAGCCAACCAAUCGACCACCGUACGCGGAGGUAGCGCCCUGAACGCGAACGACGGCCAAACCAGCAACGACCACGAGACCAAAAAAUGCUCGGAAACCCAAAAAGAGGCGAGUCCUUGGUGGAAAGUCGAUCUACUGAGAGCUUACCCCGUCAAAGUGGUCCGAGUGACCACCAGGGGAUGCUGCGGCCAUCAACCCUUACAAGACCUCGAGAUCAGGGUGGGAAACAGCAGUAGCGACUUACAAAGGAACCCUUUGUGCGCAUGGUUCCCUGGAACGAUCGACGAGGGGUCUACGAAGACCUUCACGUGUGCCAGGCCACUUAUCGGGGAGUUUGUGUUUCUUCAGUUGGUGGGGGUCGAAGGUUCGUUGUCUCUAUGUGAAGUCGAGGUGUUUACCACCGAUGAAUUCUCGGUGGACAGAUGCGCCCCCAAAGAUGCCCCCGAGGAGGCCCAACUGGCGGCCUUCGCGCGCACCUGCUACGAGUUCGGGGUGUUCAGGGGCGGCUCGUUCCAAGAGGCCCGACAAUAUUGCCAAAGCCACAACGGUGAUUUGGCCCACGGAAUGAGCCAGGGCCAGACGUCGUUCCUAUACGCCGAACUGGAGCGCCGUAAACCGAUGCUGAAAACCCAACUGGUGUGGAUCGGGGCGCAAAAAGAACCCGGAAUCACCUCCAGAACCUGGAAAUGGGUCAACGGUGACCUGGUGCAACGUCCGUCCUGGGGCAAAGACCAACCGAACAACUACAACGGGGAACAAAACUGCGUCGUGUUAGAUGGCGGUCGUGGGUGGCUAUGGAAUGACGUAGGAUGCAAUCUAGAUUACCUGCAUUGGAUUUGUCAACACGUCCCCUCCUCAUGUGGUAGUCCAGACAAACUGAUAAACACAACCAUCUCAGGAACGGACUAUAGUCUAGGCGCGACCAUUAAUUACAAUUGUCCAGAGGGUCACAUGCUUGUAGGAGACAAAAAUAGGACGUGCGGCAAAGAAGGAUUUUGGACCGGAAUGCCACCUACUUGCAAAUUUGUCGAUUGUGGACAGUUGCCGGAGCUGGAGCACGGAACGGUGGAAUUGAAGGACCAGAGGACGACCCACGGGGCCAGGGCUGUUUAUACUUGCCAUGAAAAUUAUACUUUAAUAGGUCAUGAAGUACGAACUUGCGAGGACAACGCGAAAUGGAGCAACUCGACCCCGCAGUGUCUCUUCGAUUGGUGUCCGGAUCCGCCGGAAAUCCACGGCGGUUUGGUGCGGACUUCCGGACAUCGAGCGGGCGACACCGCCACCUAUUCCUGUCAACCUGGAUACGUUAUUAGCGGCGAAGGAGUCCUCUCUUGCGGGUUGGGGGGCGAAUGGUCGGGCAAAGCGCCCACCUGUAAAUACGUAGACUGCGGUGCCCCGCCGAACAUCGACUACGGCCGCUACGAGCUACGGAACGGCACUACGACCGUAGAAAGUAUCGUGGAGUACUUUUGCGAGGAGGAUUAUUGGUUGGACGGACAAAAGGUGCAGAAAUGUACCAGAGAGGGAAAAUGGUCCGCUGCUACCCCAUACUGUGAACUGAUUGUAUGUGACGAGCCCGAUGUACCCUCGGGAAGUUACGUGGUGGGUGUGGAUUUUAACGUUCAUUCGGCUAUCGAAUACCAUUGCGAGGUCGGGCAUAUUUUGCGUGGUGAGCCCACGCACGUGUGCCAAAGGGACGGAGAGUGGUCGGGGAUUACUCCUACUUGUGAAUACAUCGAUUGCGGCAAAGUUCCCACCAUGUUAUACGGCGAGGUGCACUACACCAACGGUACCACCUACCUGGGGAGCGAACUGAGGUACACCUGCGCCAAAAACUAUAAAAUUAACGGGGUGACCAAGCGGUACUGCAUGGAAAACGGGCUAUGGAAUAGUGCCACACCGAAAUGUGAAGAAAUCAGAUGUCCGGAACCGAUAUUGGCCGAGCAUAGUAUCUUGUCGGUAACGGGAAACGACCGGAUGUACGGGCGAACGUUGAUCCGUACCGCGGAAUCCUCCAAUGUAGGAGCCAGCACCUACAAAAUAGGCGCCUUGGCCAAAUAUAGGUGCGAGCGGGGUUACAAGGUGAUAGGCGAACCUUUGAGUACUUGCGAGGAUAGCGGACAUUGGAGCGGCGGAGUACCGCAAUGUGUCUAUGUGGACUGCGGAAACCCUCAAAAAAUCCCACACGGCGACGUCACUUUACCAUCGAACGCCACGUACUAUGGCGCUUUAGCAUUGUACGCUUGUGACCCCAAUUUCGAAUUGGACGGGGUGUCUAGACGGCUCUGUUUGGAGAACGGUACCUGGAGCUCAGAUACUCCCGCUUGCAUAGAAAUUCAGUGUAAAGAUCCGGACACUUUCGCCGGUGUGACUUAUAAGUUGAGCACUCGCAGUGUGGGUGGAGUGGCUCAGUAUUACUGCCCCAGGGGACAUACCAUGCAAGGAAACUCCACCAGGUUCUGUCAGAAGAAAGGAGUCUGGAGUGGGCGAGCCCCUACCUGUUUACCGGUAGAUUGUGGACACCCUGGUACCAUAGACAACGGCCGUGUGAUCGUCAUGAAUGGUACCACUUACAAUAGCGCCAUCGAGUACCACUGUAUACCAACCUUCGAAAGGGUCGGCCCUUAUUUGAGGAAAUGUCUGGAUAACGGCCAGUGGUCCGGGGAACAACCUAAAUGCGAAAUGGUCAUCGAACAGCCACAAGAAGAAUCAAACUUGGGAACCCACAUCGGUAUCGGAGCGGGUGUGGUCGUGUUCUUACUGGUGUUACUGGGAAUCGUUUACCUGAAACUAAGGAAACCGGUAACGGUAAAAAACAAGGAAAACAUCGAAGGGGCGGAACGUAAAGAAGAAAGAAACGCGGCGGUGAUGAGUUACGCUACACUGAGCGACCGGAACGGAUUCACGAAUAUUUACGAUAAUAUUCGCGAGAAUACUUAUGACGCCCCGUACGAGGAGGGCGGGAGAAGGGACAGCGGAACCUACGAACCCGAACCUGUGGGACGAACCAACGGGAACGUCGUGACGAUAAACGGAGUCGCUGUGCGGUAGUUGACGAGUUUCAAGACUCGAAAAUAUAAAAUGUGAUAAAAGAAAUCGUUAAUUUGCGACUGUUUUUAUAGAUUGAACAAGAGUGAGAUUAUAAUUUUGUGUGUUUUAGGGUAAAAACUGUACCUAAAAAUUGUAUAUAGAGACGGACCCAAGAAGGGGAUUUUUCUAAUGUAACUAACUGGUGCGUAAAGUAAAUCUUACAUUUAAUAUUAAAUUGAUUCAAACGUAUAAUAAAGGAAAAUGUAAAAAAAUUACGUCUAAGAUGGUAAAACCUAAAAUGUCUUUGAUGGCUUAAAAUACCUUGAAUGGAAUUUAAUAUUAAAGUUGAAAUAUGAAAAUUCACUGAAAAACCCAUUAAAAGUUAACUCAAGGAUCUGCGGCAAAAAACCUACUGGAACAAAUUACUUAAAAUGCCUACAAAAUGUAGAAAAUGGGUCCAAAAUUCUGGAAAAUCAUUUGAAAUAAAUAAAUAAAAAAUUAAGAGCCUAGAAUUAAAUAAUGCUUCUAAAAUCCUCGACGAAAAAUGAUUUUGAAUGACUGAAAAAAAACCUAAAUGCUUGGAAUUUAAUUUAAAACUCUUCCAAAAGUCUGCUACAUGUAAGAAAUUAUUUGUAACGCUUUGGAAGUUGUAGUUGGUAGUGUAAUUUGGAGUUAUUUGAAAGAUGUAGAACGUGUCUUAAAAAUCAAGUCUAGGGCCUGGGACAGAAGGAAGCCUCUAAAAUUCUGAAAUAUUGAAUCUUCGCUCCGGGAAGAGACCUUAAAUGCCUGAAAUUAAAUCGAAAAUUAAACCACAAAGUCUGGAACGAGUAUUAUUUCAAAUACCUGGAAGAGCAUGUGAUUAAAUUUAAAAUAAACUUUUAAUAUCUUGAAAGAAAAAUGAUUUUACAUGGCUGAAAAAAACUUUAAACGCCUGGAAUAUAUAAUAAAACUAUUUGAAAUGCUUGAAAAUCGUGAAAAACAUGAAAAAUUAAUUCAAGGGCCUGGAACAAAAAAAUCCUGAAAGAAUGAGUUUACAUACCUAAAAUAAAAUCGAAAAUUAGUCCAAAAGUUUGGAACAAAUUACGAAUUAAUUCAGAUUCCUGGAAAAUGUUGAAAAUAGCUCCAAAAGUCUUGAAAAAUGUGGUAAAUCAUUGCAAAUCCAUGGAUCCUAUAAAAAAAAAUAAUUAAAGAGUCUAUUUUAAAAUUCUGACAGAAAAAUGAUUUUACAUAGCUGGAAAACCUUCGAAUGCCUGGAAUAUAAUUGAAAAUGGUUCCAAAAGUUUGAAAGAUAUAAAAAACUAAGAAAUCCUCAAAAAUCUUGGAAAAUGAGAAGAAAUAUUACAAAUUACUGGAAGCCAUAAAAAAACGAAUCAAAAGUCUGGGAUAAAAAAAAUAACUUUAAAUCCCUGUAAGAAACUUUAAGAACAGUGCCUGGAAAAGGAGUGAAAAUCGUUCCAAAAUACUGGAACAUUUAAAAAAUGAAUUGUAAUACUUGGAAAAAUCAAGUCUAGGGCCUGGAACACAAAGAAGCUCCUAAAAUCCUGAAAGAAUCAAUUCACAUUUCUGGAACAGACUCCAAAUGCCUGAAAUAAAAUCAAAACUUAAACCACAAAGUCUGGAACAACUAUUAUUUCAAAUAUCUGGAAGAUCUAGAAGAUGGCCUCAAAGUAUUGGAAAAUAUAAAGAAUUAAUUUUAAAUACUUGGAAGAGCCUGUGAUUAAAUUUAAAAUAAAGGUCUUAAGAUCCCGGAAAAAAAAAUGAUUUUACUGGAACAAGUUCUAAAAGUCUGGACUAUUUAAAAUAUUUGGAAAUAUUAAAAAUCAUGAAAAAAAGUUAAGUCAAGAUCCUGAGACAAAAAAUUAGUUUUCAUAUGUAGAUAAAAUCGAAAAUUAGUCUAAUAGUUUGGAACAAAUUACGAAUUAUUUCAGAUGCCUGGAAAAUGUAAAAAAUAGCUCCAAAGUCUUGGAAGGUGUGAAAAAUCAUUUCAAAUCCCUGGACAAAAAAAAUGAAGUAAAGACUCUAUGACACGAAAAAUCCAUGAAAUUUUGAAAGAAAAAUCAAUUUGCAAACUUGGAAAAACUUCAAAUGCUUGGAAUAUAAUUGAAAAUUGUUUCGUCGGAAAGAAAAGUCGGAAGCAUAUAAGAAAUUAUUUGAUAAUGCCUGGAAAAUAAAAAAAAACAAGAAAUCGUCAAAAACCUAAGAAAUAUUUCAAAUUACUGGAAGCCAUAAAAAAUCAAGUCAAUAUUAAAAAAAUAACUCUUAAUACCUGGAAGCAACUUACAAUACCUGGAAAAAAAUUGAAAAUUGUUCCAUGAUACUGGAACAUGCAUGAAAGAUGCAAGAAAUGUCUCAAAAAUCCUGAAAACUUGAAGAAUCAUUUCAAAUCCCUAGAAUUCAAAAAAAAAAUUAAAUUAAGAGCAUGAGACAAAAAAGUCCUGAAAGAAAAAUUACCUUACUUACCCAGGGACUUUUUUUCUAAGACCGUGGUGUUUAGAAGCUGUGCAUCAAGUUUGAUGAUGGCUUGAGGGGCGAAACACGUGUAACCUAUUCUCAAUCUAAAUAUAAGUUCGAAACUUGUUUUUUUUUUUUUUUUUUUUAAAUGAAUGUAGAUACAUGCAAAGGUCCUGGGUUCAGAUCCGCUCAAUUUUAUCCAUUUUUUUCAAAUGUAAGUGGAGCCCAGUUUUCAAAGAAUAAACAUAUAAUAUUGUACAGAACCGAUUGUAAAUAAAAAAAUAUUAAGUUUUCUCCAGCAAGGCGAUGUUUCAUAAUAAUGUAAGUAAUUGGACUAAGCCUUAAGAAAUGAGUCAAACAAAAACAUCUGUGUGUAAAUCAGCAUUGAGCGGAUGAGGUUUGCUGAUAAAACUCUGGAAAUAUCAGAAGGGUUUUAAGAAAUCACUCAAUUAACGUCCUGGAAUAAGUUAAUAAUUAUUUAUUUCUUUCAGGCAGUUGAGAGGCAUAACAUUUUUUAACAUAGGAAGACAUUAUUGUCUAAUAGUUACAGUUAGUUAAUAAUUUUAUAAGGGGGAAAUUCUUUUUCAUCCGAAAAUUGCAUAUAAUGGACAAGGAGAUUUGAUUUUUGUUGCUUUUAUGGUACUUUAUGGAUAUGUCUGGGCUUGUAACAAGAAUGUUUUUAUCACUUUAAUAUUAUUAAUAUUUUCAAUGGGUAAUAGGGCGAUACUAAUGUGCGAACAUUUUUGUAAUUUUUACGCACCAGUGAGUUAAAUAGUUCGAUAGUAAAAAAGGAGAUAACUGGAUAUUCCUCGCGUGGAAAAUCUCUUUUAUAAUUUUACGUUUAUAAGUCACUAUGGAAACUAUUAUAUAAUAAAAGUUACCUAAUUUAUUAUCUAGUUUGCUUCAUCACAUGUUCAAAAUAUUUCUGCCUUUUCUACUAUUUCUUAACAAAUUGUUAUUUCUGUAUUUGUUGGUUAAGAGAAAACUGUAAUUUUAUGUAAAUAUUUGAUUUUGUAAUUAAGUGAAUAUAGUUUUUUUAAUUUAAA